UAAUAAUGGCUCAUACAAUCUACUUCUUAAUUUUGAUGCACGCAUGCACCUUUGUAGUUGUUACAAGCAUUAGGAAUGUCUCAAUGACACCCAAGUUCUCAUCUAUUCUAGUCUUUGGGGAUUCAACAGUAGACACAGGGAAUAACAACUACAUCAAUACCUUAGCCAAGGGAAAUCAUUUACCCUAUGGUAAGGAUUUCCCUGGUCACGUGCCUACCGGUAGAUUUUCUAAUGGGAAAUUGGUUCCUGACUUUAUUGCCUCUAUGUUGAACCUUAAAGACACUGUCCCUCCUAUCUUUGAUCCAAACCUAUCAGAUGAAGAACUUCUCACAGGUGUUAGCUUCGCAUCUGGCGGAUCAGGUUUUGAUGAUUUGACUACGGCUUUAUCUGGUGCCAUAGCAAUGUCCAAGCAAAUUAAAUACUUUAAAGUUUAUGUAGAAAGGAUCAAGAACAUUGCAGGGGAAAAUGAAGCUAAUCGAAUACUUGGAAAUGCGCUGAUUAUUAUUAGUGCAGGAACUAAUGACUUUCUCUUCAACUUUUAUGACAUUCCUACUAGGAAAUCGGAGUUCAACAUUGAUGGAUACCAAGAUUAUGUGCAGAAUCGGCUUCAAAUCUUCGUUAAGGAACUAUACGACCUUGGAUGCAGAAAAUUUGCUGUUACUGGGCUUCCUUCCAUUGGUUGCAUACCCAUUCAAAUAACAGCGAAGUUUGAAAGCUUAAAGGAACGGAAAUGUGUAGAGGAUGAGAAUUCAGAUGCGAAGCUCUACAAUCAAAAAUUAGCAUCGCGAUUGCUUAAAAUACAAGCAAUGCUUCCAGGAAGCAGAGUUGUUUAUACAAAUGUAUAUGACCCAUUGAUCAACCUUAUCAAUCAACCGGAAAAAUAUGGCUUCAAGGAAACAAGUAAAGGGUGUUGUGGAACUGGCUUAUUUGAAGUAACUCCACUGUGUAAUGAAAUCACACCAAUAUGUGGUGACCCUUCAAAAUAUGUAUUUUGGGACAGUGUCCAUCCAACGGAAGUAGCCUACCAGUACAUUGCUAAAUACCUAGAAAUGAAUGUCCUGCCCAAGUUCCAAUUUCAUAUGGAUUAUAUUUCUUAAAUAUGGAGCUUAACACCCACCUCAUUUGUGUAUACUGAUAUUAUUUAUAUUUAUAUAAAA
This is a messenger RNA of Cajanus cajan (pigeon pea), 1157 nucleotides long. Its product is annotated as GDSL esterase/lipase At2g30310. The record is from RefSeq and is a predicted model, not a curated record. Gene Ontology annotation, molecular function: hydrolase activity, acting on ester bonds. Lineage: Eukaryota; Viridiplantae; Streptophyta; Magnoliopsida; Fabales; Fabaceae.